AUGGCAACGACUACACAAUCAACCCCUGCGCCAGCUUUACCUCCUCCUCCUGGCAUUACGUCAAACUUCGAGCAUCCGCUAUCUCUAAAAGAACAGAACAACAUUGCCAUUGGAGUCGCUAUCCCUUUCUUGACCAUUUUCUUCGCACUCCGCGUAUACACCAGAAUCUGGAUUAGACGGUCAUGGAUAUUUGAGGAUUGGCUUGCCACUAUCGCAUUCAUAGGAACAAUCUCAUUCUGCGGAACCGGAGCUGCUACUAUGAACCACAAUGGCGGAAAGCAUGAAUGGGAUAUAACUCGUGCUGACGCUCGUGAAGCGUCUUAUUGGUUCAAUAUAGCUUCCAUCCAUUACGGCAUUACCAUUUGCAUUGCGAAAGUUGCGGUCUUGUGGCUUUACCGAAGGGUAUUUUCGCCUGUUCGAUGGAGCCCCUUCGACCUCAGCAUUGUGUUUCUUAUCGUUCUCCUAUCACUAUUCUACACUGCUGUCAACAUUGUCAAAAUCUGGGAAUGUGUUCCAAGGGAGAAAAUAUUCGAUCCGACCAUACCAGGCCAUUGCAUCGAUACAAGCAUGCUACUGAAUAUCAGCGGGCUCUUCAAUACAGCUACCGAUUUUAUUAUCCUAUUGCUUCCUGUCAAGGCAGUAUGGCACAUGAAUAUGAACCUCAAAAAGAAAACGACAGUCGUAUUAGUCUUUACAUUUGGGUUGAGUGCUCCUGCUUUCAGCUUAGCAGGCGUUAUUGUUCGCAUUAAAGGGAGCUCAAACCCAGAUAAGACCUGGGUCCAGCCAGAGAUUAUUCAAUGGGGACUUGCUGAGCUCACCACGGCCGUCCUUUGCGUCUGCUUUCCAGAGCUUGGACCCCUUUGGAAGAAGCAAAGACCACCAAAGGGUCCAAGUUCAAGCAUCCUGAACGGUAGACUGAAGAACAUCUUCUCUCGGAAGGAAAAACGCAGUGACCUCUCAACAGCCACUUCUUCGUAUUAUACCGCAAGCAAGAUUGAACAGGGUCCCAAUGUGGAAUUGGUAGAAAACCCUUCAUGUAAAAAUCAAGUUGCUCUUCAGGGGGCCAAACCCGCCAGGGGAAGGGAGCAAGAAGCAGCAGAGAAUAAGGCUCGAAAAGCUGGAUUCUAA
Molecule: messenger RNA, 1128 nt
Organism: Xylaria bambusicola
Lineage: Eukaryota; Fungi; Ascomycota; Sordariomycetes; Xylariales; Xylariaceae
Exons: 6
Coding region: 1-1128 (375 amino acids)
Source: RefSeq, a predicted model, not a curated record